CCAAUCGGCCAGUGUUUGCCUCCGCCUCCCGUCGUUUUUUCCUUUUCUUUUCUUCGCUUCCCGCCCGGGGCUUCCUUCUCUUUUUCUUUCUUUCUUCCUCCUCCUUCAUCAUCAUCUCUUUCUCUCUCCUCUUUCCCUUUUAUUCCUCUCUUUACUCCCCAUCUUUGUCUUUGAAGGUUGUGUUACUCCCUUCACUGCCUUCUCCCGUUACAUUCGCUUCACCUGUGUCUGUUUUACGCCUCCGUCUCUCUUCCUAAGUCAAUAAAAACAAGUUUUUGUUAAUUUCAUCAUGUCUUCCUACGGCGGCGGCGGCGGCUACCAGCGCGAUUCGUAUCGCUCCAGAAACGGUGGCGGCGGUGGUGGUUACUCUAACGGCUACUCCAACGGCGGCGGUUACGGUGGUGGUGGUGGUGGUUACGGCGGCGGCGGCGGCUAUGGUGGCGGCGGCUAUGGUGGCGGCGGUUAUGGUGGCAGAGGUGGUGGUGCCGGUGCUGGCGCUGGUGGAGACCGCAUGUCCAACCUGGGCGCUGGCUUGAAGAAGCAGGAAUGGGACCUCGAUGCUCUUCCCAAGUUCGAGAAGUCUUUCUACAAGGAACACCCCGAUGUCGCCAACCGCUCCCAGCGUGAGGUCGACGAGUUCCGUAAGAAGCACGAGAUGGCCGUCCAGGGCAAGAACGUCCCUCGCCCCGUCGAGACCUUCGAUGAGGCUGGAUUCCCCCAAUACGUUCUGGGCGAAGUCAAGGCUCAGGGCUUCGAUCGUCCCACCGCUAUCCAGUCCCAGGGUUGGCCCAUGGCCCUCUCUGGUCGCGACGUCGUCGGUAUCGCUGAGACUGGUUCCGGAAAGACUUUGACCUACUGUCUCCCGGCCAUCGUUCACAUCAACGCUCAGCCUCUUCUCGCCCCCGGUGACGGCCCCAUCGUCCUUAUCCUCGCUCCUACCCGUGAGUUGGCCGUUCAGAUCCAGGCCGAAAUUUCGAAGUUCGGAAAGUCUUCCCGUAUCCGCAACACCUGCGUCUACGGUGGUGUCCCCAAGGGUCCUCAGAUUCGUGACUUGAGCCGUGGUGUUGAAGUCUGCAUUGCCACUCCCGGUCGUCUGAUUGACAUGCUGGAGGCUGGCCGUACCAACCUUCGCCGUGUCACAUACUUGGUUCUGGAUGAGGCUGAUCGCAUGCUGGACAUGGGUUUCGAGCCCCAGAUCCGCAAGAUCAUCUCCCAGAUUCGCCCUGACCGUCAGACCUGCAUGUGGUCCGCCACCUGGCCUAAGGAGGUCCGCCAGCUUGCGUCGGACUUCCUCAGCGACUACAUCCAGGUCAACAUCGGUUCGAUGGAUCUGUCCGCCAACCACCGUAUCACUCAGAUCGUCGAGGUCGUUUCGGACUUCGAGAAGCGCGAUCGCAUGAUCAAGCACCUCGAGAAGAUCAUGGAGAACCGUGGCAACAAGUGCCUCAUCUUCACCGGCACCAAACGUAUCGCCGACGAAAUCACUCGCUUCCUCCGCCAGGACGGAUGGCCCGCCCUUUCCAUUCACGGCGACAAGCAACAGCAAGAGAGAGAUUGGGUCUUGAACGAAUUCAAGACGGGCAAGAGCCCAAUCAUGGUGGCUACCGAUGUGGCUUCCCGUGGUAUUGAUGUGCGCGACAUCACACACGUCCUAAACUAUGACUACCCGAAUAACUCGGAGGACUAUGUUCACCGUAUCGGUCGAACUGGUCGUGCCGGUGCUAAGGGUACCGCCAUCACCUUCUUCACCACUGACAAUUCUAAGCAGGCUCGUGACUUGGUCACCAUUCUCACUGAGGCCAAGCAGCAGAUUGACCCCCGUCUCGCCGAGAUGGUCCGCUACAGCGGCGGCGGUGGCCAUGGCCACGGUGGUUACGGCCGUUGGGGUGGUCGCGGCGGUGGUCGUGGCCGGGGCAACAACUUCACUGCCUCCAACGCGGCUCCUCUCGGUGGCAACCGUCGCUGGUAAACUGACCACGAUGCCCAGUCACUGAGCUUGUAUUCCAUUGUCACAUCGGUAGACCUUUUCCUUUCUCCUGCGCAUGACUUACCAUUUCUUCGUAACGGUCCGGGCGGCGUUCAUCAAUAUCACGAUAGACCAUUCGCGUGUUUUUGCUCAGUUUACAACAGGU
Messenger RNA from Aspergillus ibericus CBS 121593, 2132 nucleotides. Its product is annotated as DEAD-box ATP-dependent RNA helicase DBP2. The transcript is spliced from 6 exons. The coding region runs from base 290 to 1969 and encodes 559 amino acids. Gene Ontology annotation, biological process: rRNA processing. Gene Ontology annotation, cellular component: cytoplasm; nucleus; ribonucleoprotein complex. The record is from RefSeq and is a predicted model, not a curated record. Gene Ontology annotation, molecular function: RNA helicase activity; RNA binding; ATP binding. NCBI's taxonomy places the organism in Eukaryota, Fungi, Ascomycota, Eurotiomycetes, Eurotiales, Aspergillaceae.